Molecule: messenger RNA, 2352 nt
Organism: Bubalus bubalis (water buffalo)
Lineage: Eukaryota; Metazoa; Chordata; Mammalia; Artiodactyla; Bovidae
Product: leukocyte immunoglobulin-like receptor subfamily A member 6
Exons: 6
Coding region: 283-1140 (285 amino acids)
Biological process (GO): cytokine-mediated signaling pathway
Molecular function (GO): inhibitory MHC class I receptor activity
Source: RefSeq, a predicted model, not a curated record
UUGCAAUGUAGGGGUGUGGGUUCGAUCCCUGGUCCAGGAACUCAGAUCCCACAUGCCACGUGACACAAGAAAGAUCCCUCAGGCUGAAGUACAGAUGAUGAACGUCUUCUUAAGGGCAGAACUUCAAGCCUCAACCAGAGGACGUAGGGGGAAAGAGGACGCUGACUGCCUUUGUUCUCACAGCGAGAGCUGGGCAACAACCUCACUUCCUGGAGGGCUGUGUCUCUUCUAACAAGUCCGUUCAGCAUCAGCAAGGCCACCGCUCAGCCUGAACACAGGAUCAUGUCUGUGGUUCCUCCCUCGCUGUUCUGUCUUGGGUUGUGUCUGAGCCAGAGCACUUGGGCACAGAAGGGAAAUCUCCCUCCGCCUCGUAUCACAGCUCUGCCUGGAUCCACAGUUCCAGCUAAGAGUCCUGUGACCCUCCUGUGUAAAGGACCUAAACAAGCUGAGGGGUACAAGAUAUCAAAAGUGGGAAGUCCUGAGCCCAUGGACAAAGAGGAACAGAUCACGCCAAGGAAGACCAACACUAUGCAUAUCUCAGAGAUGACAUUUGAGAAGACAGGGCUGUACCACUGCUCCUAUGAGAGAGGAGGCCUCUGGUCCCAGUUCAGUGACCCCCUGCAGCUGGUGAUGACCGGAGCUUAUGACAAGCCCUCCCUCUCCAGCGUGGCUGGCACAGUGGUGGCUCCAGGGGAGAGUGUGAAGUUGCAGUGUUUCUCCAAAAUCAACCAUGAUGUAUUUAUCCUCACCAAAGAAGAUGGAGAUCACGUCACACAGAACCAAAGCUCCGUCCCCCAGGACAGAGGACGCCAGACCAUCUUCCUCUUGAAUCCAGUCUCCUCCACACAGGUGGGGACCUACAGGUGCUACGGUGCCUUCCACGAAUAUCCCUACGUGUGGUCUCAGCCCAGUGACCCACUGCAGCUUCAGGUCCAAGGUGAGGAAGAAGCGCAGUCCACCCACCUGCUCCCCGCCCUGGGGGCUGACUCUGUGCGGUUAAAGCACUGGCUGGGGAAGAGGACCGCAAGAGGAACUACUGACUCUCCCAGCAGCACACAGCCCAGACGUUCAACUGGAAUCGGCCCUUCUACCUCUUCUCUCUCAGCGCCUACCACUUGGCAUCCUUCCGUGGAGACUUAAGUCCGCCUGAGCCUGGCUGCCCUGCUUCUCCUGGUCAUGGUCAUCCUGUUGGCUGAAGCCUGGUGCAGCCGGCGGGGGUAUCCCUCAGUGAAGUCAGAUGAGCCCCCGCCCCAGUGGACUGACAAGCACCAUUGACCCUCCGCUGGCAUCAAAGCUCUGUGCUCACCUGUGGGGGCGGCGGUUCCAGGGCCCUGGCUGGGUCACCCGUCCCAUGCAGCAGUGUACUCGCUUCCUGUCAAACCUGAAACAACAUAUCAGAGGCACCAUGGACGAGAGCAGCCCAUUGUGAAUUCUCUUUCAGUUCUAGAGAGCAGAAGUCUAAACCCUGUCCCCAGGCCUGCACUACUUGCUACUUUCCCGUUGGUGUUCUUGCCUUUUCGAGCUUCUAGACUCUGCCUGUGCUCCCUGUCGUGGAGCUCCGUCCUCCAGACCCAGGAGGGGAGCACCUCUUUCCUCUCUGACCUCUGCUUCCUUCCCGCCUUCUUGCCUCACACACCCCCACCCUCCUGCUUCCUUUUUAACGAACACUUGUGGGGACUUCCCGGUGGUCCAGUGGUUAAGAAUCUGCCCUGUGAUGCAGGGGAUGUGUGUUUGAUGCCCAGUCAGGGAACUAAGAUCCCACAGGCUGCAAAGCAGCUAAGCCUGUGAGCAGCAACCAAAUGAAUAAAUAAAUAAAAAUAAAAUUAUAUUUUAAAAAAGAACAUGGGACUACGUUGAGCCCCCCACCCCGUGACAACCUGCGAAUAGCCCCCACCCAAAGACCCUUAAUUUCACCACAUCUGCAGUGUCCCUUUUGACAUGGAGGUUCUGGGUAGCGUUGCAACACUGUAUAUAGGGGGCUGUUACUCACCCUGCCUCCUGGAGAUCACUGAGUCUGAUCUUUGAGCCAGAAAUCCUUGCUUUCAUGCACUGUCUCACAGAAGAGACUCGGAAAUAAACAUGGGGUUUUGUUUUGCUUUAAUAUUUAACUCUUUAUUGAAUUUGUUACAAUUUUGCUUCUGUUUACAUUUUGGUUUUUUGGGCCAUGAGGCAUGUUGGAUCGUAGGUCCCCGACCAGGAGUUGAACUCACAGCCCCCAUAUUGAGAGGCAAAGUCUUAACCACUGGACUGCCAGGGAAGUACUUGAGAAUAAAUGUUUUAACACUCUUUUCAAUUUAGAAGAGGACAUGAUUCAAACAGAGAUGAUACUUAAUAAAUUUUGCUUAUGUGUAA